AUGCGGAAUAGGCCAGUCGGCAAUGCAACGAGUUCGGAACUCAAAUUGUUGACGCGCUGUGCAGAUUUUGUUUACGUCUUGGCUGCACAUAAGACGUUCAGGAUCAAGCAAAAAUUGGCGAAAAAGCAGCGCCAAAAUCGUCCAGUUCCCCAGUGGAUCCGACUGAGAACCGGAAACACCAUCAGGUACAACUCGAAGCGUCGUCACUGGAGGAGGACCAAGCUCAAGUUGUAAAAUUUGAUUUUUGGUUCGAUUGAACUGUUGGAAUGGAAGGAGAACGCAGUAAAGAAACGCGUUGAAUGAACGGGGAA
This is a messenger RNA of Notodromas monacha, 311 nucleotides long. Lineage: Eukaryota; Metazoa; Arthropoda; Ostracoda; Podocopida; Cyprididae. The record is from the annotation of a GenBank genome assembly.